Molecule: messenger RNA, 880 nt
Organism: Ictidomys tridecemlineatus (thirteen-lined ground squirrel)
Lineage: Eukaryota; Metazoa; Chordata; Mammalia; Rodentia; Sciuridae
Product: eotaxin
Biological process (GO): inflammatory response; positive regulation of cell migration; eosinophil chemotaxis
Cellular component (GO): extracellular region
Molecular function (GO): chemokine activity; CCR chemokine receptor binding
Source: RefSeq, a predicted model, not a curated record
UGUAGGCAAGGGCUUCCCUGGAAGCUCCCACCCACUCUGCUCCCUAUAAAAGCAGGCAGAACAGCCACAAGAGCAGAGAGGCUGAGACCAACCCCGACACCUCCACCUCUCACACCAAAGCCCUCAUCUGGCACCACCAUGAAGGUCUCUGCCGUGCUUCUGUGCCUGAUGCUCACAGCAGCCAUCCUCAGCAUGCAGGUGCUUGCUCAGCCAGCUUCUGUCCCCACUACCUGCUGCUUUACCGUGGCAAACAAGAAGUUCUCCAUUCAGCGCCUGGAGAGCUACAGAAAGAUCACCGGCAGCAAGUGUCCCCAGAAAGCCGUGAUCUUCAAGACCAAACAGGACAAGGAGUUCUGCGCUGACCCCAAGCAGAAGUGGGUCAAGGACGCCAUCAAGUACCUGGACCAAAAACUCCAAACUCCGACGCCACAGUAAUCACCAAUUUGGAGACUAAACCAGAGACUGAGACGAAACUCAGAGAUGGAGAAAUGCUGGAUUCAGCUUCCCUUCCUAUGAUGCAUUCUGAAAUAAUCUCAUUAUCAUACGCAAAGGAAUGGGUCUUAUUAUGUAAUUAAAAACACAUUAUAUUUAAGUUAUUGGAAUUUUUUUAAAUGUAUCUUCUAUGAAUGUUUAAGAAUGAAUAUGUCAUUUUUUAAAUGUAAAGCUCUGAGUCGAUCGCUCGCCCUCUGUGAGCCCCAGCGAGUUCCCCUGUGAGGGUGAACCAUGAGACUCCUCUCCUGCCUACCUCCCUGGAUUCUUGUAAGGGUCCUGGAAAAGAUGAUCAUUGUGAAAUGCUGUGUAUUUUUAGGAGGACGCUGCUCUCACAAACCUAAGUUUAAUUCACAAUGCACAAUGUUCAAUGAAAGUUAAAUAUUGUUAA